Protopolystoma xenopodis is the source of this 747-nucleotide messenger RNA. The record is from the annotation of a GenBank genome assembly. Lineage: Eukaryota; Metazoa; Platyhelminthes; Monogenea; Polystomatidea; Polystomatidae.
CCAUCCGUAUUGCCGACUGAGGCUGAUGGUCCUGCUCUCGUACGAGAGCAAAUUUCGCCUGAUUUCUUGCCAGAAAUCGUACCCAUCCCUGAGUCAACCGAUGGUAUUAGACCGGGUGACAUAAACUUGCCUCGACUUCUACUUCCUCCGCUAUCGUCAUCGUCGGCACCGAUACCGUUACCAACACCUCUGCCGUCACCAGCUCGACAGAACUCAUCGACAACGGACAACUUAAAGAUCACAGUUACGAGUAACCUGGCCGCAAAUGUAAGCGGGAAAGAGGGUGAAAAAGCGACGGAAGAUGAUGAAACCGCGGCCAAGAACAAAGUUCUCCCAUUCGCUAAUCAGCCUCGUGCCACGGCUAUUGCCUCUUCUCUAAAGCCCGGUCAGGUCACACCCCCCACCUCCAUAGCCUCAGUGACAGCAAAUGGCCUAUCACUGACCACUCUGACACCACUGCUUUCGCCAUAUCGACAUCGAGUUGCUGGGGCUGGGGCUUCUUCGACAGGCGAAACAUUUCCCGCUGGUGGGCGGGGUCUACGACCGGUACCAUUCGACCUUACGCUGAGUGACCGUACCUCAGCAGCCUCGGGAACAGGCCCUAGUGAUGGGCGUGGAGACGAAGUGGACGAAGACGAUGAGGAGCAUUUAGAAGAGUUGAGAGGGCUACUGCGUAGCGGACCCCGCCGUCUGGAACACACGAUUCUGGAUACGCAUGUAAGUCAUUAUUUUUGUAAAAAGAUGUGA